This is a messenger RNA of Bacidia gigantensis, 390 nucleotides long. RefSeq lists its product as uncharacterized. Gene Ontology annotation, cellular component: DNA replication factor A complex; nucleus; site of double-strand break. Gene Ontology annotation, biological process: double-strand break repair via homologous recombination; DNA replication; nucleotide-excision repair. Bases 1 to 390 code for a protein of 129 amino acids. Gene Ontology annotation, molecular function: single-stranded DNA binding; damaged DNA binding. NCBI's taxonomy places the organism in Eukaryota, Fungi, Ascomycota, Lecanoromycetes, Lecanorales, Ramalinaceae. The transcript is spliced from 2 exons. The record is from RefSeq and is a predicted model, not a curated record.
AUGGCAUCCGAAGCUACGCCACGCGUGAAUGCCAAGUACCUUGAGACCUUUACAAAUCAAACAGUCCGCAUUCUCGGCAAAGUGACGUCGCUCAGAGGGGAGCUCGCUACAAUCGAUGCACAGGGGAGCGUCAACGUCACACUGAAUAGGGAUGCGCACUUGCAAAUGGGAAAUGCCGCUGAGAUUGUGGGAAAGGUACAGCAGGAUUUGAGUGUGCGCGCUUUCCAGGCUGUAGACUUCGGAAGCAAUAUUGGUGAGCUCUGUCCUGAAAGAAUGGAAGACGCUCAAUGUGCUAAUCAACAUGCUUCAUGUUCAGACUUCAAUGCUGUUGAAGCCGUCGUGGAUGCGACACAUCGGUACAAGGAGAUAUUUUAUGAGAGCGGUGAUUGA